This is a messenger RNA of Sebastes umbrosus (honeycomb rockfish), 3103 nucleotides long. It is a transcript of the gene tdrd5, whose product is annotated as tudor domain containing 5. NCBI's taxonomy places the organism in Eukaryota, Metazoa, Chordata, Actinopteri, Perciformes, Sebastidae. The record is from RefSeq and is a predicted model, not a curated record. The transcript is spliced from 17 exons. Gene Ontology annotation, biological process: spermatogenesis. Bases 172 to 2769 code for a protein of 865 amino acids.
ACAGUGUGUUCUCAGGGUCCUUUUUGUUCCUGCUGUUUUUACCGUUACCCCUCGCGCUGCUAACGACGUUGCUAACGACUACGGUCGGUUAGCAACAGGUCGGUUAGCAACAGAAACCAGAGGUCCAGUAUCGUGGGAGGAUGCGGCAUAUAUAUAACUAGAAGACUUGAGAUGUCAGCAGGCAAGAUGAACCAGGAAGACGUUUUAGCAAAGCUGAAGAAGGAUGUUCGUUCCUUGCUCAUAUCAGCUAAGAUGGGCUUGGACCCCGAUCAGCUCAGGCGAGACUAUGUCGCCAUGUUGGGGCAUCCCAUGCCCCUGAAACUCCUAGGCUUCAGACACAUCAUGGAUAUGGUGAAGGAGAUGCCUGAUGUGGUGUCGAUUAUCUUCAGGGUAGAUGGCAGCACAUGUUUAAAGGCUGUUGGCGACGAUUCCACCCGAAACAUCGAGGAGCUAGUAGCUAAGCAGCGCACUCCUAAGACCAACAAGAAGUUCAAGUGGGGAGGAGGUGUCAGCUACUUCUCGCCCCGCUACUUUCACCAGCCCACCCCCGCUGUGGUCCUUCCCAGAAGAGGUCCUGCUCCUUUGGCUGUCCCUGCCCAGCUGAGGGCACAGCUUCGCAUACUGCUCUCCCAGGGUCCACUUAGGUUGUCUGACCUGGAGGCCAGCUUCCUGCGCUGCUUCGGCCAACAGCUUCGUGUCCACAACUACGGCUUCUAUUCCACCGGAGAGAUGUUGGAGGCAUUGGCGGACCUGAUCCUUAUCCAGCAGGGCAGACUGGGCUCAGUUCUGACCCUGAGGGAACAUAUGCUGCCCAGGCUGCUGCUCAUGCCUACCAGCUCACCAAGGAGGACUGGACCCAUAAAGUCACAAUCGCCUGCAACUGACACAUCAGCCUCCAAAGGGCCAGACACCAGAACUCAAACUCCAGUAACACUCCCAGUUCCAGUGAAGCAGAGUCCUCUGGACCAGCCUGUUACUAAGACUACCUUGGGCCCUGUUCAUAAAGAGUCAAUAACUGUCAGUAACAAGCCACAGAUGGUUGAGGAGAACCAGGAAGCAGACCCAGAGCUCUGUGAGGAAGGUGGGCUCUUCCAGAAACGUGUCAUCAAGCUGGAGGAGGAGCUUCGCCAGCGAAUCCUGGAGAAUGGAGUCGCUGGCACCAUCAGUCAGGAGCUGAAGGACAAGCUACGAAAGGUUGUAGGUCAGACCAGUGGUGGAUUAUCUGUGCACGAUCUGCCUGAUGAGUACAAGAGGCUUUUUGGUGAGGACUUUCCGCUGCUACAGAGCGGCUUUGUCAGUGUCACCGAACUUGUCAGUGCCAUGAGUGACACCUUCCACCUGAAACCUGUACUGGGUGACAAUGGACAACACUGGAUAGUCAUGGACAUACAGGACAGUGACGAUACACAAACAGACUCAAAGGUGACCGAGAGUUUUGGUGACAGUCAGAAGCUGAGCCACUAUUUCAACUGUGGAGAGUCUCCUUGGGAAGGCAAGCUGGAAGGAGACAACGAUAAUAUCACAGCAGAUGAUGAGAAUGAGGAGCUAGAGACCACAAACAAUUGCAAGACCCAAGAAAUGAUAUCUUGGAUGUACCCUGCCAUUCAGGUGCAUUGCAGCCCUGCGGUGCCCCUGGACGCCCUGCAGAGUCAGCGUCUCAAGCCGCCGACACGUCACGGUGCUCGAGAGCUGGCAGGCGUCCUGGUGGAACAGGUGGAGUCACCUGGACAUUUCUACAUCCACUUCAGCGAGACUGAGGAGGCCGAAGCUAUGGAGGACAUGAUGUUUGAGAUGAGACGAUGUUACACCUGUCCUGAGGUAUCAGAGCGUUACUGCCUCCCUGAGCAAUAUGUCCGACGGGGUCAAGUCUGCUGCUUGUCACCCAAAGGAAUAUGGUUCUACCGGGUUGUGAUCCAUCAGAUCAUCAGCCCCACUCAGGUCGAGGUGUAUUUUGUUGACUUUGGCGAUAUGCUUGUGGUACAGCGGGCCAACCUCAAGUUCCUCAAGUCAUGUUAUUCCGUUCUUCCGGCGCAAGCAGUUCCGUCAUCACUCGCUGGAAUUAAACCCACCACUGGCAGCUGGACUGCCGAGGCUAGGGCUUCUUUCCAGAAGCUGUGCUCUGAUCGCACCCUGGUGGGCGCUUUGGAGUGUUACACUGGAGAUGUGCUUCAGCUCUACCUGUGUGACACACAUACUGAUAUCGACAUCUACAUCCACAAAGUCCUGCAGAGCCAGGGCCACGGGACAGCCUGCAACCCUGCAGCCAGUGCAGCACUGUGUGUCCACGUCAGCCCAGUGAGUCUCUACCUGGGGGAGGGAAUGGUUGACCUGCCAGAGGUAGAAGAGACCACUUCUUCACCCAAGCCAGCAAACAUGCUUGAACAGUCCAUGUCGGCUUUAUUGACGGUUGAAGACGAAGAGCUGCCCGAGCUGGAGUUUAUUGAAGUCAGCCCCCACAUCCAGGGUAUGGAUGACAACCCAUUCAGUGCUCUGCUAAAUGAUCAAACCCUCAGCUACAGUGAAUUGGGCUGGGCCUUGACCAACAAAUCGCCUCCUACCAACCCUUCCUGUCUGCCCUCCAGCCCUCUCGCCCCUCCAGAUGUGAUCCAGACCCAGACGACCCCAGCUCACUGUAACGCAGAUCUUAAACAUCUCCUACAGCUCCUGCAGUUCAACACCGAAAGAGGAGCAGCACCGGCCCAAACUCGUUGCCCCCUCGUUGGUCAGGCCACCUCCGAUCCUGAGGACCGAGAGCCUCCACACACCUGACCUGGCCCGAAUCCAAGACUGCACUCAGGGUACAUGUACAUGCAUCUUUACUUGUUGAGAGAAGUAUUCAAUGUGCACAGAAGUCAUGAUCUUAACUUUAAGAAUAUAGUCGGCUAAGGUGUUAUGAUUCAAAUUGAGUAACUGCAACAGAUUCAUAAAAAUUAAUACUUUCACUCUUUAUUGUAGAGUGAUAAGUAAGUUUGAUUUACUGUUAAGCUAUUUCAGCAAAUGUGUUUUUUUUUAUUUGAAUUUGUUGUUGAAUGGCAAAAACAUUGUUCUUGUCAUUUCUGUUCAUUAUAAACACAAAAAAUGCACUACUUCUUGUGAGGGACUA